Molecule: messenger RNA, 2403 nt
Organism: Mustela lutreola (European mink)
Lineage: Eukaryota; Metazoa; Chordata; Mammalia; Carnivora; Mustelidae
Gene: TCERG1L
Product: transcription elongation regulator 1 like
Exons: 12
Coding region: 7-1770 (587 amino acids)
Cellular component (GO): nucleus
Molecular function (GO): transcription coregulator activity; RNA polymerase binding
Source: RefSeq, a predicted model, not a curated record
UGCAGGAUGCUGGUGGGCGCCAGGCUCCAGCGGCGGCGGCGGCAGCUGCAGCAGCAGCCCCGGCGGCGGCAGCCUCUCCUCUGGCCGAUGAAUGCAGACCCGCCGCCGCCGCCGCCGCCCUGGGUUUGGAUGGUUCCCGGCUCGGCCGGGCUGCUCCGGCUGGGCGCCGGGGUCGCGCCCCCGCCCGUGCUGCUCGCCUCGGCGCAGCCCCCCGCCGGCCCGCUGCUCCCGGGGCUGCCCGGCUGGCAAGCCCCCGGCGAGCCCCUGCUGCCGCUGCUGCCGCUGCCCUCUGCGCCAGACCACGCCGCCGCCGCCGCCUCCGUGCACCACUACCCCUUGCUCCACGGGCAGUGGCUGUGCGGUGGCUAUUCUCCGUCCAUAGGACUCUCUCCCUCUCCCACUGUGGAGUUGGUGCCCGUUUUCCCACACGUCUGCCCGUCUGCCCUUCCACCUCCUGUUGGGAAAAGUUGGAUAGAAAAAAGGAUACCCAAUUGUAAGAUCUUUUUUAAUAAUUCCUUUGCUCUGGACUCAACGUGGAUAUAUCCUGAGGAGUCAAGGUUGUUCCGUGGGCAUGAAAAGCCUCAUCUGUUGGCGAACCAAGUCGCCCUGUCUCUAUCCAGACCAGCUCCUGCCUCCUGGUCUCUUCCCACGGGGCUGUUAGCACCUCCGCUAAUACCAGGUGGUUGUCACAACAGCCUGAAGCCUGUCGGCAGCGCCCCCGGCAUUGCCAUCACCGCCACGGCUGCCAUGGUGUCUGUGGACCCAGAGGGACUUGGGGGCCCAUCCCCCUCCAGCGUGCAGCCCUGCCACUUCCUGACCUUGGCGCCCAUCAAGAUACCCCUGAGGACCACCCCCUUCUCCGACAGAAGCAGAGAGCACAGCCGAGCGCCCGGCCCCCCCGCCCUCAUGCUGCACGCCGAGAGGAAGAGCCCAGCCGGGCCCGGGGAAGACAAGGAACCACCAUCCAUACUAGUCACCAGAGAGGACAGUGCAGCCGAAGGAAACAGACCCGUGGCCUCCACGCCAGUGCCUGGCUCCCCCUGGUGUGUGGUCUGGACGGGCGACGACCGGGUUUUCUUCUUCAACCCGACGAUGCAGCUGUCCGUGUGGGAGAAGCCCCUGGACCUGAAGAACCGCGGGGACCUGAACAGGAUCAUCGAGGACCCGCCCCACAAGCGCAAGCUGGAGGCGCCCACACCCGACCACAGCGACGGGUCUCAGUCUGAGGACGGCAGGGGAGACCGGAACCUGAGGACCAAGAGGAACCGGACAGAAGGCCAUGGGAGUCCUGGGCCGGAGGAGACAGAAGGACAGGACAAGGGUGCCGGGACGCCGCCGCCCCAGAUCCUCCUGCCGCUGGAGGAGCGGGUGACCCACUUCCGAGACAUGCUGCUGGAGCGAGGGGUGUCCGCGUUUUCUACCUGGGAGAAGGAGUUACAUAAAAUCGUGUUUGAUCCGCGCUACCUCCUGCUGAACUCGGAGGAGCGGAAGCAGAUAUUUGAACAGUUCGUCAAGACAAGGAUAAAAGAAGAAUACAAGGAGAAGAAAAGCAAACUGCUGCUCGCCAAAGAAGAAUUCAAAAAGCUUCUGGAGGAGUCUAAGGUGUCACCCAGAACCACAUUUAAGGAGUUUGCGGAGAAGUACGGCCGGGAUCAAAGGUUUCGACUUGUUCAAAAGAAGAAGGACCAGGAGCAUUUUUUCAACCAGUUCAUCCUUAUCCUUAAGAAACGGGACAAGGAAAACAGACUCAGGCUACGGAGAAUGAGAUGAGUGUGCAAGCGGCGCGGCGGGCCAGGUGCGGGGCGGCGCGGGGCGCGGGCGCGGCUGCUCUCCGAGGGUUACUGUUUCAUAUUGAAGCUCUUUUGUACGACGUUCCGAGUUUGACGCAUUUCUAACCGCCGUGGUAGGUCGCUCCCUUAAUCGUUUUAAUUAUGCAAAUUCCUUGUAAUAUAUACAAAUUAUAAAUCUGCUGCGGGUUGUAACUCAGCAGAAACAUCUAUAACCGUCUCCAGGCGUUUUCAUGAGUUGAGCCGAUUAUCUGAAACUUUUCUGAAAACCUUCGUGCGUCCGCGAUGCCGAGCUCCUUCCGCGAGUGUGCUGGGUCUCGGUCCCGUGUUCUGAGUAGUAGCCGUAGGACAUUCAUCACCAAUCAUAGUGACGACCGUGAGCAUCUCUGCACGUGGACCCUGGACCCCUGCAGGAGUCGACGGGCAUCGCCUCGUGCCCGAGGGGGUGCCGGGCCCGGAGAGGGCGGCUGCGCUGCCGGAGGUCCUACUUAAAAUGGAAUUAUUUUGUACAAAAUCAUCAUAUUAAUAUUUGAGUUAUUUUUAUUGUAAUGCCCAGAGUUUGCAUGAGAUUUUUCUCAUCAUCUUUGUAUAAAAAGAAUUUUAAAUUUUUUUUAAU